Stylonychia lemnae is the source of this 1443-nucleotide messenger RNA. Lineage: Eukaryota; Ciliophora; Spirotrichea; Sporadotrichida; Oxytrichidae. The record is from the annotation of a GenBank genome assembly.
AUGAAGCUAGACCCAGAUCUCAUUCACUACCUCACUAAAGAGCACUUCAGAGUUCUAACAGCCAUAGAAAUGGGUAUGAAGAACCAUGAAUAUGUACCAGUACCCCUGAUAGAAUCUCUUGCAGCUUUGAAAAGAUCAAAUACCUAUAAAAUCAUUUAGUUAUUGCUCAAGCACAAGCUUGUCAUGCAUUACAAUAAGUCAUAUGAUGGCUAUGCUCUAACCUAUAUGGGCUAUGACUACUUGGCUCUAAAGGCCUUCAUGAAGAGAGGCACCCUUACUAGAGUUGGUAUUAAGAUUGGAGUAGGAAAGGAAUCUGAUAUUUACCUCUGCGAAGGAGGAGUCAAGGAGGAAGAUAAAGAUGAAGAGCCAGUCAAAGGAGAAAGGUUCAAGAACCCAGUAGUAGUGAAGUUCGCUAGACUUGGUCGUACCUCAUUCAGAACAGUCAAGAAUAACAGAGACUAUUUGAAGGGAAGAUCUGCUUAGAGCUGGUUGUAUUUGUCUAGAAUAGCUUCACUGAAGGAAUUCGCAUUUAUGAAGGCACUUUAUAACAAGAACUUCCCCACUCCAGUGCCCAUUGACUCCAAUAGACACGGAAUAGUAAUGUCCUUUAUAGAUGCCUAUCCCAUGUCGUAGAUCAAGGAAUUGGAAAAUCCAAAGAAGGUGUAUGCAGAACUUCUCGAGUAAGUAAUCAGAUUGGCAGAGUAUGGCUUGGUUCAUGGAGAUUUUAACGAGUUCAACUUGCUUUUAGAUGAAGACGAAAAAAUUACUAUUAUUGAUUUCCCAUAGAUGACUUCAACCAAUCACCCAUAAGCACAGUUUUAUUUUGAGAGAGAUGUCAAGUGUCUCUAGGAUUUCUUUAUGAAGAGAUUUGGACUUAAGUUUGAGGGUAUCCCUAUCCUUGAAUAGGAUAUCGAGAAAAAAGAAGACUUGGAUAAGGAAAUAAAGGCCAGUGGUUUUGUCAAGGAGGAACUUGGAGAUGAUCUUAAGGAAUUCGAUCAAAUUCAUGAACAUUUCUUAAAUAAAGAAGAAGUUGAAGAUGAGGAAAGCGAAAGCGAUGAUGAGGAGGACAUUGAGGAGGAGAGUAAACAAGAGGAUGAAGAGAAAGUCCCUAAGCUAAUCAAUAAUAAUACAACAGUAGACGUUAACGAGGAAGAAACAAAAGAGGAAAUCAUUAAUAAAGAGUUAGAGAGUUCAAGCGACAAUGAUAACGAAAGUGAAGAAAAUCAGGAGUAUAAGAAAAGCAGACCUAAAAAAGAGAAAAAGGAUAAGACUGUUGAGAAGAAAAAGAAAGAGAAGCUAGUCAUAAAUGAGGAUUAUGUCAAGGAGAAAGCAAAGAAACAGUUCAGUAGCAACUUUAAGAAGGAGAGGUCAAAGAGAAAUAAGAACAAAGACAAGAAAGUUAUGAAGGCUAAUGAAAAUAUAAAGGAUUACUUUGUAGAAUGA